Messenger RNA from Spirodela intermedia, 4158 nucleotides. Lineage: Eukaryota; Viridiplantae; Streptophyta; Magnoliopsida; Alismatales; Araceae. The record is from the annotation of a GenBank genome assembly.
AUGGUGCUCCCGUUGGUGAAGCUCGGGGCCCUGGCCAUGAAGACCGUCAGCAAGCCCAUUGCAAGCAGGCUGAAGAUGGAAGCUGGCAGGCAUCCGCAGUUCCGCAGUUUCAUCAUCUCUAUGGCCCAGGUGCUCCUUCCGAUCCCUCUGUUUCCCUUUGCCCAUAUCUCACUGCUACAAAACAGGGAAUUCUGAAACACAACUGUGUGACGAAAACGCGCACAAGCUAUAAAUCUUUCAGCAAAAUAUUGAUACGCGUCAUAAUUGUGGUUGAGUGCGACUGUGGUUGAGUGCAUUUUAUUCUUAUCUCUGGGAAUAUUUAAUUUUGAGUUUUUUUCUUCAUGCGAGUCAAUGACAGUGGUCUUGAUGGGAAUUCAAGAGGAAGCCUGGUAAAGACCUGGCCGAUCUUGAAAGUAAUCCGGCUCAUCUCUGCUGGGCGUUCAUUCAAACUUUUGGGUUGACUAUACGGGCUCCUUACAGUUUGGGUGAAGCAGAUUGGGUUCCUUCAAUAGAUAUAGUUAGCCCGUGGACUAAAAUGAGUCAGCUUGAAUUUACUUACUAACUCCACUAUCCCGGCUCUGUGCAGGAUUCUUCAGUGUUUUUCCUAAACUUGGGACGUACUCUACGUCCCUCUCUGUGUAUCUAUCAAAUGUUAAGUUUACAUAAAUGAUAAUCUUUUUUUUCGGUCAAGCUGUGGUUGCGGUACUUUGUUUAUCAACAAAAAAUUAGUGGUCAUAUCCUUCUAUAGUGAGAAUCAUCAUCAGUCACGCUUGACAUCAUUCUAAUAGUUGCCUUCAAUACUCUUAGGGGAAGUCAGAAAUUGAGUGUACUUAAUGAGCAUACCACUCGAGAAAUAAGUGUGCACCCUCAAUAUGAGGAAAUGAUAUUUCUCUUUAGCUGCUUUGGCAUCAAUUAGUAUAAUUUUUUAGAAGAAGUAAAGAUAUUUCAAUAGAUUUAAUUUUUUUAACUCAACAUUGUUUCUCGCUUGCACCAAUAAUAAAGUAUUCCUUCAAGAUACUAUAUGUUUCAAACAGUAUAUCUUCUAAUUUUUUUGGUUUUUGAGAUGCAACUCUUGGAUGAUUAUUGCUGGACGAAGAAUCAUUUUAUGGGCUCUCUUUCAUUAAAUGUUUUCGCAUGGACUUGCGCGGAAUCUUGUUAUUUUGUUGACGUUCCAGUCUUGGAAACUAUUGUGCUGCCUUGUUUGAUCCCUUUAAUUAUUACACUAGAUUUCCUUCUUUCCCAUGGAACUUGCAGUAUACGAUUUGGGAUUGCGAGCUAUACACCAUGCCUUCUCUUUUGUUUUCUUGGUUUUGGGAUAAUGUCUAAAGUUCUAUUUUCAUACUUUAUUCUUAGUGGUUAUAUUGAUUGCUGCUGUAUGCUUUUGUAUGGAUGUUGAAAUAAGUAAGUUUUGCAUUCUAUUGCAUAAUCUGUGUCAAAAAAAAAUCACCAUAGCGUUUCUAAUCACUGCUCUCGUCUUUUGCCUUUCUCAAUUCAGGCAAACCAUCGGAUCAGCACGAAUAUGCAAAGACGACUAUAUGGGCAUUCAACAGACGUUGAAAUUCGGCCUCUGAACGAGGAAAAAGCUGUUCAGGCUGCUACAGAUCUUAUUGGAGAAAUCUUCGUCUUUCUGGUGAUCUGAGUUCUCUAGAUUUAGCCAUUCAUACGCUCUUAAUGCAUGCUGGAAUCAGGAUUCAAAUAUACUUUCGUAUCGAUCCAAAGAUUUAUGUCAUUACACUGCAAAUUCCAUUUUUCCAUGAGACGUCUCAUCUAGAUAAGGACAGAUUCAAUGGAUACAUCAAUUUAUACCUGGGAUGGCAGAUAUAAGCCCAUGCAUGCAUUCUGCCUUUUGAUUCAAUGAAAUAUCGGUUGCUUUGUUUCUCAUUUGAACAUUAUAGGGUCCAUGAACCUUUCUACAUAAUCUGCGGCCGACUAAAGUUGCAAUGUUCUACUUCUUAAUGCUGAAAUUUGAUAUCAUGCUUAUUAAUUUAAAUUAUCUGACCCUAGUCUCAUUUUACGUGGUUAUUUUACUUAUUAGGUUGCUGGAGGAGCUGUAAUUUUUGAGGUGCAAAGAAGUGCGAGAUCAGAGGCUAGAAAGGAGGAAAUGCGCAGGCAGGAAUUAGAUGUAAUUUACGAAACAAUAGAGCUGAUUUACUUCAUUUUCUUUGAAGAUUGAAUUAGUAGUUCAAAUUUCUUUUUGGCAUCAUUUUGUAACCAGGCUUAAAUCAGUAAUUGACAUUCAUUAUUUUUUCUUGGAGUUUUAUGUUGAAGUCCUGUGAUAGAUUUAGUUCCAUCCUUUCAACAUCACCAUUAGCCGUAGAGAAUCAAAAGUUUGAACUGCUUUCAGUCCAAUAAUUUCCAGGAGAAAGUCAAACAAAUAGCACAUUCAAUCUUUAAUCAUAAAUGAUGCUCUGAUCUUGCAAAAAAAAAAAAGAGCAGUAAGAGUACUUGGUAAUAAGUAUGACAAAAAUGUCAGCGACGAGUGUCUGGUAGUUGGAAUUAGGGGAGGCUAUUGGGUUAUUCAGCUCAUUGUCAGAUGCUUUUGUCUGAUCCCUGGAGAACCAAGAGAGAUAAAGAGUGAUAGAUAUUUGGAUUAUCGAACUCAGUUUGGAUUUAUGCGACAUGUUUCCAUUUUUGUUUUGCAACCAUGAAAACUAUCGCUAUUUACAGGGCCAAUGUUUGAUGCCGUGUUGUGCAUUAAAUUCAGAUAUCCGGUUUAUCCUCACAAAGUCAAACCUGCAGUUGUCAGGGUAUUUGCUGUGUUUAUUUCCUGGAUGAUAUCUCCAUUCCUAAUCCUCCGUCUUGUACUGAGCUCAUUUUUGUUAGACUGCUGGUUUUCUGCUGCUCUCUUCCUCACCCUAUCCAAGAUCAUGUGAGCUGCCCUUCUAGAACUCAUCAUCUCAACAGUGUUGGUAAGUGGCUACUCAGAUAUGUGAACCCGCUAAUCUGUAUGGCGCAGAACUCCCACUCUCCCUACAGAGUUCUCCCAACCUAUGUAACAUGGUUCAAAACCCCACAGGAGAUCUGCAGAAGAACUGAGACCAUACUAUAAUCACCCAAGCCGCUCGUGUGUGUGUCCCGAAAACCUUCCUUUUUGGUUCCACCCAGAUCUUCCAACCCUUACAGUCAGUCUUCCUUCAUUCGAUCUUUGUGAUUUUUAUGCUUGCAUACUUGGUUGUUGGCACAUCCGGUGAAACUGAGUACAAUUGUCUUCAUUUGCUUCAGUAGGCGUAUGAACUUCCCAUUGAGAUUUCAUUCUUUUUGUGAUCUUUUCCCCUGCAGUGGCGCUCGUUCUUGAAUGCCAUCUGGGUGUUACACAUCUUGCCUUGUUGAAGUUCGUCAAGAAAUAAAUGAACUCUGAUUUCCUUCUUUUGGUGUGGUGUGGUGUUCCUUGAUGAGAUUCUUCUGCCCUCGUCAAGUCAAACUCUCAGUUCAAUCACUAGGUCAACUCCGAUGAACCCUUCUAGGUUUUCAUCACCCAGAUCACCGUUUAGUCAACCUCUCCUCCUACACUCUCUUCCUGAAACCGGCUUGAAUCCAUAUUCUGAAUUGCUGCUUGCUUCCUCCCCAGUGAUCUUCGGAGAGAGAACGUUUUCUCCAGGAACUGCCAACAUUGCAGACAUGUGGUUCAUCACUCUACUUAUUUUGGAAACAUCCUCGUUGAGAAACGUCCAAUGCUUUUUAUUAUUUUACUUGAUAUGGCAAAAACCGAGUCAUUUCGGACAAUUUAGAGUGAGGAUUUUCCCUUAUUUUUCCUAGUUUAUUGAUUUCUCGAGACAAUUUCAUAAGAAAAUUGAUGCUUCUAGUAUCAAAAUUUCUGCCUGAGAUGCUAAAAUUGGAGGGGGAAAGAUUUAGAUCUUAUACAUUAGUCGGGCCAAAAUCAUGCAAAAGUUUUUCUCCCAAUAUCAAAUAGUUGUUGUUCUUAUCGCCGAUAGCUUCGUUUUUGCCCAGGCAUUGAAACAAAGAGACGAGGAAUUGGCGAGAGAGGUUGAGCUUCUCCGUGAAAGGCUCUCUGAGAUCGAGAAGCUUGCCAAAGGCCGCAGUCUUGCCGGUAUCUUCAGCUUCCGCCAUGGCGGCUCACCGGAGGACAGCAAACCCACCUCUGCAUCAAGCAAACCAUCAGCGGCAGAACCCACUGAACCGGCCACAGAGCCUUCAUGA